Molecule: messenger RNA, 2838 nt
Organism: Chrysochloris asiatica (Cape golden mole)
Lineage: Eukaryota; Metazoa; Chordata; Mammalia; Afrosoricida; Chrysochloridae
Gene: CC2D1A
Product: coiled-coil and C2 domain containing 1A
Exons: 29
Coding region: 1-2838 (945 amino acids)
Biological process (GO): regulation of transcription by RNA polymerase II
Cellular component (GO): nucleus
Molecular function (GO): DNA-binding transcription repressor activity, RNA polymerase II-specific; RNA polymerase II cis-regulatory region sequence-specific DNA binding
Source: RefSeq, a predicted model, not a curated record
AUGCACAAGAGGAAGGGACCCCCAGGACCCCCAGGCCGAGGCGCUGCCGCAGCCCGCCAGCUGGGCCUGCUAGUUGACCUCUCCCCAGAUGGCCUGAUAAUCCCUGAGGAUGGAGUUAAUGAUGAGGAACUGGAGGCCGAAUUCUUGGCCUUGAUGGGAGGCCAGCCCCCAACCCUGGAGAAGCUCAAAGGCAAAGGGCCCCUCCCCAUGGAGACCAUUGAGAAGAUGGCCAGUCUGUGCAUGAGAGACCUGGAUGAGGAGGAAGAGGAGGGGACUGACGAGGAUGAGGUGGAAGCUGAUGAUGACCUGCUGGCGGAACUGAACGAGGUCCUUGGAGAGGAGCAGAAGGCCUUGGAGUCCCAGCCUCCUUCAGCCCAGCCGAAGCCUUCCACCCCUGGUGCGGGGCUGGAGGCCACCCUUCAAGAGAGGCUGACCCUAUACCAGACAGCCAUCGAAAGCGCUCGGCAAGCUGGAGAUGGUGCCAAAAUGCGGCGUUAUGAUCGGGGCCUUAAGACGCUUGAAAACCUGCUGGCCUCCGUCCGGAAGGGCAACGCCAUUGAUGAAGGGGAUAUCCCACCACCUGUGGCUGUGGGAAGAAGCCUCACAGCCACACCCAGCCACACCCCCACACCCAGCCAGCUGGCCCUGGAGCCCAGGGUGACCAUGCAGGGUCCUCCUCCCAAUGCCCCAGCCUCAUCCCCGGCCUCAACUAGUUCCCAGCUGCCCCCAGGUCCCUGCAGCCCUGGCCUCCUGGCCCAAUUGCAGAGCCGGCAGCAUGAGUAUAAGCUGGCUGCUCUUCAGUCCAAACAGCAAGGAGAUACUGCCUCCGCUGCCCGGUAUUUCCGCGUGGCCAAGAGCUUUGAUGCUGUCUUGGAGGCCCUGAGCCGAGGGGAGCCUGUGGACCUGUCCCGCUUGCCCCCUCCCCCUGACCAGCUGCCUGCAGAUUCACCAUUGCUCCCUUCACAGCCUCCAACUCCUCCCACGGCACCCUCCACACCAGAUGUGCCUCCACCUCCGAGGACCCUCCUGGAGGCGCUGGAGCAACGGAUGGAGCGAUAUCGCGUGGCUGCAGCCCAGGCCAAGGCCAAGGGGGACCAGCGGAAGGCCCGCAUGCAUGAGCGCAUCAUCAAGCAAUACCAAGAUGCUAUCCGAGCCCACAAGGCUGGCCGUGCUGUGGAGGUGUCAGAACUGCCAGUGCCCCCAGGCUUUCCCCCUAUCCAGGGUCUGGAGGCCACUGAUCCCACCCAGCAGAGUCUGGUGGGUGUCUUGGAGACUGCCAUGAAGCUGGCUAAUCAGGAUGAAGGCACUGAAGAUGAAGAGGAUGAGGAACCUAGGAAGCCCACCAGCCCUGCGACCUCCACAGCCCAGCCCAAGGCUCCACCCUCAAGGGCACCAGCAUCAGGAUCAGCCCCAGCAGCCAAAGCAGCCUCCAAAGGCACAUCCACCAGAGCCCAGCAGCAGUUGGCCUUCCUGGAGAACCGCAAGAAGCAGCUCCUGCAGGCUGCGCUGCGAGCCAAGCAGAAGAAUGACGUGGAGGGUGCCAAGAUGCACCUGCGCCAGGCUAAGGGACUGGAGCCCAUGCUGGAGGCCUCACGCAAUGGGCUGCCUGUGGACAUCGCCAAGGUGCCGCCUGCCCCAGUCAACAAGGAUGACUUUGCCUUGGUCCAGCGGCCAGGCCCAGGGCUGUCUCAGGAGGCCGUCCGGCGCUACGGUGAACUCACCAAGCUGAUACGGCAGCAACAUGAGAUGUGCCUAAACCACUCUAACCAGUUCACCCACCUGGGCAACAUCGCUGAGACCAGCAAGUUUGAGAAGCUGGCGGAAGACUGUAAGCGGAGCAUGGAGACUCUGAAGCAGGCCUUUGCCCGGGGUCUCUCCACACCUGCUGCUCGCUUUGAGCAGAGGACCUUCAGCGUCAUCAAGAUCUUCCCCGACCUCAGCAGCAAUGACAUGCUCCUGUUCAUCGUGAAGGGCAUCAACCUGCCCACACCCCCAGGCCUUUCCCCUGGGGACCUGGAUGUUUUUGUUCGGUUUGACUUUCCCUAUCCCAAUGUGGAGGAUGCUCAGAAAGACAAGACCAGUGUGAUCAAGAACACAGAUUCCCCAGAGUUCAAGGAGCAGUUCAAGCUCAGUAUCAACCGUAGCCACCGUGGCUUCAGAAGGGCCAUCCAGACCAAAGGCAUCAAGUUUGAAGUGGUCCACAAGGGGGGGCUGUUCAAGAAUGACCGGGUCCUGGGCACAGCCCAGCUGAAGCUGGACACCCUGGAGACAGCAUGCGAGGUCCGGGAGAUCCUGGAGGUUCUAGAUGGACGCCGGCCGACUGGGGGGCGGCUAGAGGUGAUGGUCCGAAUUCGGGAACCACUGACAGCCCAGCAAUUGGAGACGACAACUGAGAGGUGGCUCGUCAUCGACCCUGUGCCAGUAGCUGUGCCCACGCAGGUCACUGGACCCAAAGGGAAGGCCCCUCCUGUGCCUGCCCCUUCGAGGGAGCCAGGAAACAGACCCACCCGGCCCCUACACAGCCUCAGUGUGCUGGCCUUUGACCAAGAGCGUCUGGAGCGGAAGAUCCUUGCCCUCAGGCAGGCGCGGCGGCCAGUGCCACCUGAGGUGGCCCAGCAGUACCAGGACAUUGUGCAGCGCAGCCAGUGGCAGAGGGCCCAGCUGGAGCAGGGAGGCGUGGGCAUUCGUCGAGAGUACGCUGUCCAGCUGGAGCGGCAGCUGCAGUUCUAUACAGAGGCUGCCCGACGUCUGGGCAACGACGGCAGCAGGGAUGCUGCAAAGGAGGCUCUCUACAGGAGGAACCUGGUGGAGAACGAGCUGCAGCGGCUCCGAAGGUGA